Messenger RNA from Corythoichthys intestinalis (scribbled pipefish), 1771 nucleotides. RefSeq lists its product as uncharacterized. The transcript has 14 exons. Lineage: Eukaryota; Metazoa; Chordata; Actinopteri; Syngnathiformes; Syngnathidae. The record is from RefSeq and is a predicted model, not a curated record. Bases 949 to 1749 code for a protein of 266 amino acids.
UCCGGGGACAUGUCCGUACAUGUGAAUCGGAAGUAGUAGGGCGUGUUUAGCGCGUGCGUGCUAAUGCGUGUUCCGGGGACAUGUCCGUACAUGUCCUAACGAAGAAUCGGAAGUAGUAGGGCGUGGCUAGCGCCUGGGCUAGUCGUAGCCAAAGCGAGCUAACCGGCAUUCUCAACAAGCUACCGUGAGGGGAGCCAUGAUUAACGAGACGUGUGUUAACAUUAGCCCUCAGCUGGUGAAGACUGCUUUUUACCAGGUUGGUCACAUUAUAUGAAAUUAUUGAUCAUUUAGUGAAAGGAACAGCAUCAUAAAACAUAAUAUCCUCUUACUUGUUAAUUUUUAAACCUAACUUAACCUAACCUAACCUAUUGAACUCGCCUAAGUAUCCUUGAGCAAGGUACUGAAUCCCUCAAUGCUCCUGGUGACGCAACACCAGUAGGUAGAUGGCAAUGUAGUGUAUGCCAUGAAGUCUAUUCUUUUUAGACUAAUAAUGACUCAAAAUGAGCUCCAAAAUGUAAUGCUACUGGAAGGAAUCUCAAGUCUGUACAGAAAAAUGGUUGAAGCAUGACGCAGUCCUGCAGAUGUUAUUCCUAUUGCAUGAUAGUUUACGCGGACCUGUGUAUCAGUGGGGGGAGACGCUGCAAAAACGCGGCAUUUUUCAACAAAUGUAUGUCUACACACAUAUACAGAUCUCAUGUUUGUGUUAAGAUGGGUAUCUGUGCAAUCUCAAAGGCGUUAUCAGUGGAGAGAAACGAAGCAUUUUUUUCAACAAAUGUAUGUCCACUCAGCAAAAUGCAGAGCCCCAUGUUCAUUUAAAGAUCAAGGUCAUAAAACAUUUUAAAAAUCAAAAACUACAAAAUACGAUUACGUAAAAAUGGGUGGGGAAAACCCUAUAAAUUCGCUAUCUCCUCGCCUUCUUCGUUGUCCGUUCAACAUACCUGAUACCAAAUGGCCAGAGAGGUUAAAGAAAUCAACAUUUCAAACUAUGAGUUGGACCUAAGGUCUGAUGCGGAGGACACUGAAUUGACACAUCACGCGUCGACACCGGCUUCUUCGCCAUCCCUACUAUGGGACCUUGGUGAUUCGGAGGCUGAUCUUAAUUAUUCUUCGCAAUCGACUUCGGAUAACGACAUACAGCCGCACGACUGGCGUAGGCCAUUAUCGCGAUCAAGUGAGGAGGACAGUGGCUAUUAUUCACAAUCUAAUGGCCUAUCCACUCCACCAAGAGCAGCAACAGCAUACUUAGCAGAUGCCUCUACACAAACUGACAUAUUCAUUAAAUCAGAAGCUGUCGAUGAGCCAGCCAUCUUAGUUGGUGAGAAUUUUAUAUUUACCCCCUCGGUGAUUCGAUACGCACCACCAGCGCAGGUGUUAGUUGCGGAUGCAACUGCGCAGAUUGAUGAGUUAUUCAUUCAACCAAACGCCGCCCCAAAACCUGCAAUAGUUGCGGAUGCAACUGCGCAGAUUGAUGAGUUAUUCAUUCAACCAAACGCUGCCCCAAAACCUGCAAUAGUUGUGGAUGCAACUGCGCAGAUUGAUGGGUUAUUCAUUCAACCAAACGCCGCCCCAGCGCAUGUGUUAGUUGCGGAUGCAACUGCGCAGAUUGAUGAGUUAUUCGUUCAACCAAACGUUAUAAUUCCACGUCUCAUCAGGAGCGGGCCGCAUGAGCUUCCUCGGGAACCUGGCACCCCGUUUGGAUUCAUUAUUGACGAAGCGAGAGGUCGAUAUUAUUCAUAUUAUUUUGUCUGAUUUGCUAUCCUGAUUAAAAAUG